AUGAGUGACCAGUGGUCACCCAACAGCAGGGAGGUUCCGGUGUUGAAGAUCGGUGAUCAAGAGGCGCAACUCUAUCAAGCUGCCUUCUCCACCUUUGGUGGUUCCAUGGGCGUGCGCCCCUUGCGCGACGAUGAAGAAAGCUGGUAUGACCAGAUUAAGGGCAACCUCAUGUUUCCGGUUGAAGGUGCCUUUGCUUCGCCGCCAACCGCUACUGAAGGCUUGUCGCGUACAGCUAAGGCAAAAACUGGUGCAGGUGGCUCGAAAAGCUCUGGGAGCGCGGGUUCUCGUAACCCUGAUGCUGGCGCGACCCCUGAAGAUGAUGAGGCGGAAGAAGAAGAUGCGGCUGCCCAACUGAUUGGCAGGAAGAGAGGUAGGAGCGAAACCACGGUUGGAGUGGCUUCCGCGCCUACUGCUGUUGUGCUUCCCGUGGUUGGGAAAACGAGCAACUUGCGCUCGUUGUAUAAAUUUUCUCCGGAGAUCAAGAAGAAGACCCCUGAGAAGGGUGUCACUUUCAGUGAGGCUGCGUCGAAGAGGCCGAAGAUUACUAUCAAGUCCUCUGAUACUGCUGCUCAGGACGCCGCGAAGGCUGCUGAGGCGCAGCGAAAGGCGGAGGAGAAUAAGAGGAGAGAAGAAGCAAAGAAGAAAAAGAUUGAGGAGGAGAAGAGGAGGAGGGAUGAAGAAGAGAGAAAGAGGGAGGAGGAGGAGAGAAAAAGGAAGGAGGAGGAGGAGAGGAAAAGGAAGGCGGAGGAGGAGAGGGUGGCCGAAGCGGCGAAGAAGAGGGCCCUGGAGGAGUUAGAAAAGAAGAAGGCUAUGGAGCAGCCUGUUAAUGUUCAAGGGCCUGAGGUUACAAACCCUACCCACUCCGCGCAUGUCAUUACUUCUAAGGGUGCGGGUCGAUAUGCUUCAAGCAGCGCGAGCUCUGGUGGUGCAGGGGGUUUUAACCCGAACGUGAUCGGGGCGAAGGAUACCGUCGGCGAUAUCUACUAUAAAACUUAUAAUGAAGAAGAACGCGGCGAUGCUCCUCACCAAGCCCCUUGGAGCUUAAAGCAAAAAAGAUACAUUUCAUGA
Helianthus annuus (common sunflower) is the source of this 1068-nucleotide messenger RNA. RefSeq names its product stress response protein NST1-like. The record is from RefSeq and is a predicted model, not a curated record. NCBI's taxonomy places the organism in Eukaryota, Viridiplantae, Streptophyta, Magnoliopsida, Asterales, Asteraceae. The transcript is spliced from 4 exons. The coding region runs from base 1 to 1068 and encodes 355 amino acids.